Molecule: messenger RNA, 1857 nt
Organism: Prorocentrum cordatum
Lineage: Eukaryota; Dinophyceae; Prorocentrales; Prorocentraceae
Source: the annotation of a GenBank genome assembly
GGCGCAGCUCCCCCCGGCCGGCGGCAGCCGGGCCGAGCCGCCGAGGCGGGCGAGCAGCGGCAAGGCCACCACCGCCGCCAGCAGCCCCCUCGACGCGACCCCGGCCCUUGCCUCCCGCUCGGGGCACACGGCAGACUACGCGCUGGCCACCAGCACGGACGGGCAGGAGGGCCAGGAAGAAGCCCUCGGCGAGGAGUUCGCCGCCGCCCUCCCCGGCCCGUCCGGCGCCGCGGCGCCGUCCGCCCCGAGGCGCUCCGCCUCGCUGAGCUCGCUCUCGCGGUCGGCUCGCCGGGACAGGCCAGUGCGGCGCGAGAACACGAGGUGCUCGUCCGGCGAGGCGACGAGUGCCAUGGACAUGAUCGGGCACGACACGGUGCGCUCCUACGACCUGCGGGGGCUGUGGCGCAGCAUGCUGCACAGCCACAUGACGGGGCAGGGCUCCGGGACGACCAUGAUGUCGCGCACCCUGACCCGGCUGCUGUCGGGGACCUCCCCGUCGUCGAGGUUGCGGCAACGGGCGCUGGAGCUCAUCAACAGCGCCACCUAUGAGCUGGUCAUGCUGGCUUUAAUUUUCUCCAACUCCGUGUUCCUGGGCUGGCAGGUGCAGCACGAGGCGAAGAACCGCGCGGAGCUGCCCUGGAACCUGCACAUCGAGGCGUUCUUCUGCGCGGUGUUCCUCCUGGAGCUCGUCCUGAAGGUCUACGCGAUGGGCCCUCAGUUCGCGCUCGGGAAAGAACGGUCGUGGAACAUGUUCGACAUGACCGUGGUGAUGUCGAUGCUGGUGGAUUUUUUAUCGACAGUUACGAAGCAGGCCGAUUCUGGAAUGUGGUCGCAGGUGUCCAGCCUGCGCAUAUUCCGCGCGGUGCGCGUGAUACGUUUUCUGCGUGCCGUGCGCGUGUUGAAGUUCUUCACGCAGCUGAGGAUCAUGCUGCGGUCCAUUAUGUUCUCGGUGAGGCCACUGCUGUGGGCCUCGGUCGUGCUGGCGGCCAUGUUCUACGUGUUUGGGAUAUGUCUGACGCAGGGCGUGGUCGACUAUAUGAACGAGACCCACUCGUGGGAUGAUCCAUCGAUGGACCAUAUGCGCCACUACUUCGGUUCCCUCGAGAAGUCCGCGCUUUCGUUGUUCGAGUCCAUGUCGGGGGGCGUCAAUUGGGGCGACCUCUACGACUCCUUGAUACCACUGGGGCUCCAGUUCCAGAGCGUUUUCCUGUUCUUCGUUCUCUUUGCCAUCUUCGGAGCUGCGAACGUCGUCACUGGAAUUUUCGUGGAGAUCGCGAACCACUGGUCGCGGUUCGACACCCACACGCAGAUACAGGCGGAGGUGGAACAGAAGGUGUUCUACAUCAGGGCCCUGCAGGACUUGUUCAGCGAGCUGGACACAAACGGCUCGGGCUUCCUGACGCUCGAGAACAUGCAGGACGCCAUCCACGACGCCAACAUUGUGAACUCCUUCCACGCUCUCAACCUGGAGCUCAUGGACGUGCGGACGCUCUUCCUGCUGCUGGACCGCGACCGCAAGGGCUACAUCAGCAUCGAGGAGUUCCUGCUGGGCUGCUUCCGGCUGAAGGGGGAGGCCAAGACCCUCGACGUGAUAAAGCUCCAGUACCAGAGCGAGUGGAUCAUGCACAACGUGGUGAAGGUCCUCGACGCGGUCAGCGACCGCACGAACGUCAGCGUGGCACUGCGGUCGGGCGCGCCGAGCUCCGACACGUCCGACUCCGGCGAGGCCCCGCUGCCCAAGCCGAGGAAGAGCUUGUUCAGGAGCCUCAGCAGGGCGGAGCGGCACGAGCAGUGGCGGGAGCUGGUCGGGCAGCAGCCCGCGUCGGAGUUCAGCUUCUUCGAGGGCUGAGAGGGGGG